AUGAACUUUGAAGACGUCGAAGAACGCGAUGGAUUGCGUCUGUCGUGGAAUGCAUGGCCGUCGUCGCGUAUCGAGGCUACACGCACAGUAGUUCCUAUUGCGGCGCUAUACACUCCUCUCAAGCAGCGCGAAGAUCUCCCCCCAGUCCUCUACGAGCCCGUGACGUGUAAGCCACCGUGUCGGGCAGUCUUAAACCCGUAUUGCCAAAUUGACGUCCGGGCAAAACUCUGGAUAUGCCCAUUCUGCUUGACGAGAAAUUCGUUCCCGGCGCAUUACAAGGAUAUUUCGCAAGCUAAUCUACCCGCUGAGCUCUAUCCAAAAUAUACGACCAUCGAAUACACGCUCGCGCGUGCAGCGCAGACGCCACCUAUUUUCCUCUACGUAGUCGAUACAUGCCUUGAUCCCGACGAACUCAAGGCACUGCGCGAGACCCUCGUAGUCAGCCUGUCGCUCCUUCCACCGUAUGCCUUGGUGGGAUUGAUCACCUAUGGAACCAUGGCCUCGCUGCACGAGCUAGGCUACGAUGUGUGCAGCAAGGCCUACGUCUUCCGUGGAUCCAAAGAAUACACUACAAAGCAAAUCCAAGACAUGCUCGGUCUCGCUGGCGGGAGCAGAGCGGUCGUCCCUCCAAGACCCGGUGCACCAGGACAACCACAGGCAUAUGGCGCCGCCCGCUUCCUCCUCCCAGUCUCUCAAGUUGAAUUCCAACUCACCUCCAUCCUCGAAAAUCUCCAGCGUGACCCAUGGCCAGUCGCGAGUGAUAAGCGAGCGUUGCGUUGCACGGGCGUUGCUCUCAAUGUCGCGAUCAGUCUGCUUGAAUCCAGCUUUGCCAAUACAGGUGCGAGGAUCAUGCUCUUUGCAGGUGGUCCAGCGACAGAGGGACCUGGUCUCGUUGUGUCAAACGAGUUGAAGGAGCCCAUUCGAAGUCACCACGAUAUUGAUCGCGACACAGUCAAACACUACAAGCGGGCGAUCAAGUACUACGAAGGACUCGCGAAACGAGCGUCCAAUGCCGGACAUGCCGUUGAUCUCCUCGCGGGAUGCUUGGAUCAACUUUUCGACGGCCAUCUUCAAGCAAAGCUUCCUCCGCCUCUUCAACAAGGACGCUCAAGGCAACCUCGAGAUGGGCUUCAACGCAACGUUCGACGUGCAAACAACCAAGAGCUCAAGAUUUCCGGCCUGAUCGGACACGCCAUCUCUGCCAAUAAGAAGAGUGGUUGUGUGGGCGAGACGGAAAUUGGUAUCGGGGGUACCUCUGCGUGGAAAGUCGCCGCCCUAUCUCCUCGCACAUCCCUCGGCGUCUACUUUGAGGUCGUUGCAGGAUCUUCUGGUGCUUCACAGCCCGUGGCGCCAAACGCGCGUGGUCUGAUCCAGUUCGUCACGCAUUAUCAACAUAGCUCUGGUCAGUUCCGACUGCGAGUUACGACAGUGGCGCGCAACUUUGCGGACACGGGGUCGCCGCAACUCGGCAUGCUAUUUGACCAAGAGGCGGCUGCGGUGCUCAUGGCGCGUAUCGCCGUUUUCAAGGCGGAGAUGGACGAUAGUCCCGACGUGCUUAGGUGGUUGGAUCGCAUGCUCAUCCGACUCUGCCAAAAGUUUGCCGAGUACAGAAAGGAGGACCCGAGCAGCUUCCGACUCACAGACAAGUUUAGCAUCUACCCCCAAUUCAUGUUCCACUUGCGCCGAAGUCAGUUCUUACAAGUGUUUAACAACAGUCCCGACGAGACUGCGUUCUAUCGUCAUACGCUAAACGAAGAGGAUGUGAACAACUCACUCAUCAUGAUCCAACCUACUCUGAUGUCGUAUUCGCUCGACGCACCUCCAGAGCCCGUACUCUUGGACAGCGUCUCUAUUAAGCCCGAUGUCAUUCUCUUGUUGGACACCUUCUUCCACAUUCUCAUUUUCCACGGCACGACGAUUGCCGAAUGGCGAAAAGCGGGCUAUGCUGAACAAGAGGGAUACGAAAAUAUCAAAGCCCUCCUUGAAGCACCGCAGACAGACGCGCAAGACUUGCUUGUGGACCGUUUGCCGAUUCCACGAUACAUUGUCUGCGAUCAAGGUGGCUCCCAGGCCCGUUUCCUCCUCUCAAAACUCAACCCGUCAACGACACACGUUAACAUGUAUGGUGGACCUGGUACCGGUGCGGCCGGUCAAGCCAUCUUUACAGACGACGUCAGCCUCCAAGUGUUCAUGGAAUAUUUGAAGCGUCUGGCUGUUGGAGCUCAGACGACUUGA
Messenger RNA from Serendipita indica DSM 11827, 2235 nucleotides. The record is from the annotation of a GenBank genome assembly. Lineage: Eukaryota; Fungi; Basidiomycota; Agaricomycetes; Sebacinales; Serendipitaceae.